Messenger RNA from Knipowitschia caucasica, 1053 nucleotides. The record is from the annotation of a GenBank genome assembly. NCBI's taxonomy places the organism in Eukaryota, Metazoa, Chordata, Actinopteri, Gobiiformes, Gobiidae.
AUGUUUGAAGCAUGUCUGGUAACUGGUCUGUUGCACAGGUCUUGUGUGGACCAUGGGGCUCAGUCUCAGAGGCAGCUUUUCUUCCUGCGGUCUCUGGGUUUGAAGGACCAUCAAGACCAGCAGAGGCAGACCAGAGAGGAGGACCUGUGUCUGAACGGGAGGCAGGAGGCCGAGCUUCACCUGGACGACCAUGUGACCAUCAAAUACCAGCGGGGGCCAGUACUACUGGGUCAGCCAAUCAGAGUGUCCGUGCGUCUGCGAGCCAACUUCAGCCACGACUUUGUCAUCGUCAGGUUGCAGGUGCAGAAGGGGCUGGUGUCUCUCGUGGCUCAGAGGACUCUGACCUCUGACCUUUGGGCCGUGACCUUGGACUCAUCACAGUCUGAGGACCACGACGAGCUGUCAAUCCUCUGCCACAAGCACAAGACUGAGGCUGAUCCUACCUCACUCCAGCAGGUGGUGUGCUUGUCUGUGGAUGGUCUGAGGAGGAGUUUCGGCGUGGCCAUGUCGGUGCGAGCGCAGUGGUGGCUGGAGUACUCUGGUCACUCCCUCCCUCCACCACACGGGGCAGGAGAGAGCAUAUUCACGUUCACAGACAGAGACAUCCUCGGCAUCGCCCCCAUCACCGAGGUAAUUAUUCACAUAGUGUGCCGCGGGCAGGACCUGGGCUCUCGCCUCCGCCCUGUUCCCAUGUCGCCCUCUGACUUUUUGGACAAACUCAUGGGAAGAACGUCCGGCUACGACGCCCGCAUCAGACCCAACUUUAAAGGUCCCCCAGUGAACGUCUCCUGCAACAUCUUCAUCAACAGUUUUGGAUCUAUUGCUGAGACCACGAUGACGGUGAGGACUUCCCCAGACAGAGAAAGGAGCUCUCAAAAUUGGGCUUUAAGGAACCCGUGCAUAGCCAAAGAACCAGGGCUCCUAUUCCACCAGUCUCCAGCGUUCUGGACAGCGUUCAGUGUUCUGGACAGCGUUCUGGACAGCAUUGACAGCGUUCUGGACAGCGUUCUGGACAGCGUUCUGGGACAGCGUUCUGGACAGCGUUUGGACUGA